CUAAAAUUUAGCUUAGCUCACUUUUAACCUCUAACCAAACAGCCCCUCAAUUCCAACCACAGACAGGACCCCACAAGCCCACACACCCAGCUAGAUGCUACCAAUCCAACAACACACAGGCCAGGGUAUGGUACAGUUUAUAUAAAUACAGCUCCUGACAUGCAGUAGCUCAGUAUGACCACCGAUUCAAAUGUCUGAGAACAGGGGCAUUGAAUCAUUUCCAGGGGAGAUAAUGGUCUUCAGGUCAGUACCAGUAAAAGACAUCCAAUGGGGUAACGCUAUUGCAAGGGACCAAUGGAGACUUAGGGUAAAAAACAAGUCUGCAGAUCACACAACAAACAUACAAAGGGACAGGUGAACCAAAAACAACAGGAAGAACAGGAGGCGAACAAUAAGAAAUGUUGUGAAAAUUCGUGCCAAAUUGAUUUUUUUAUAAGUUUGAAACUGAGUCGUAACGGAUCAUGGUAUAGGAUAAGACGCCAACGGUGUCUAUCUGAUCUGAUUCAGCAGUACUGAACUCCUGCUUGGCUGGAAAAUACUGUAGCAGGGUUAGUAUUUUCAGGAAUAGCGGAUGCAUGUUCAUGUAAAACUGAAAGCGCGCUGAUUUCUUGCAAAAGAAAUUUCAGUGAGUUGAUAUUACAAAAACAGACACCAUCAAUCAUGUCAAGAUCUCUGCGGAUUUCUUUUCUGAACUCUACUCAUCUGUUAAUUCCAUUCUGAAAAAUAAAAAACAAUCUGUGGAGGAGUAUUCUAACAGAAAAAAUAGCAAUUAACAGCUCGGAGAUAGUAGUCAAGUUAGAAGCCAAGACACAGGUGCAUGGUUACGGUGAUUCAAAAGCAUAAAGGCAGAGGUACAUUCAACAAUGCCGUCACUGCACUGCUGCGCGCACCUGCCAUUGCUCUGGGAUUUCUUGGAGUGGCAUUGAAGCCUACUUUAGCUGCCUGUGUACUUGCCUGGCGCCAUUCCUUGCACCUCACUGCCUUCUCAGCUUUCUACCACACUCACUCCUGAGUCCUGAGCAAAGAACCCUAUCCUCUGUUCUCCCUCUGUCAAUCCAUUCCCUCCCCUUGAAAUGGUUUGAUGCCUGCAGCCAUGUCCAGUCUCUCCAGACGCCUCCUGCUCUGCCUCUUCUCGAUCGCAUGCUUAGCCGGUCUUCUCUUCUUGAUCGGCAGCAACAGCGAGAAGAGGAGGGAACCUGACAAUGGCCAUGCAAAGUUUAGAUUGCUGCGUGGUCUUAACACUCUUAACCUGAGGCAGAAGCAGAAUCAUAGCCAUGGACUCUCUCCAGCCCCGGCUCCAGCACGCGCUCACUUGCCUCUGCUCCACAAAAACGACGCGCGGCUCCCGGUCCCCAGAAAAGUCGCGCACAAGAAAGGAAACGCCACGGCGCAGAGCCCGCGCGACGGGGGAGCUGAGCACGGAAGCAAGAAGAAAAACAUGCAGCUCGUCUUCGUCGCCGCAGCCGCGGCGCUGUCCGGGGCGGCGCUGGUCCUCCUUGCCGUCCUGGUGGUGUUCCUGACGUGCAGGAAGUUUCAGGGGAGACGCAGGGGUGAGGACCUGAACGGCACUAACAAAGUGAGCUUCGAGCCGGGCCCGGGCCUGUUCUACCUGGACACCAUCAAGCCGUACCUCGAGGCUGGCCACGACGACGGCGGGGGAAAGGCGCCGCCGGAAAUGGCCGAGCCGAAGGAUGACGAACCCAAGUGCGAAGAGGAAGGCAAUGGAGAUUGCUCCGACGACGGCGCCGAGUCGGUCCACUCGUCGUGCUGCUUCCAGUCGUCGCAUUUCGCCUAUUCCGAGCUGCGGGACGCGAAAGGCAGCCAAGCCGACAGCGUAUCGCCGUCGCCCUCUGGCUGGUCGAAGCGGCGGAGCUCUGCCCCGACGACGCCUUCAGACAUGAAGAAGGUUGUGAGACCGUAUUCGCCGCUGUGCCCGCGCACGCCCAGCAAUGAUGACAGGGUCCGCCGUGCCCUCUCCCCUUCCUCGUCGGCGUCCGUGUUGACAGCGCAGUCGCUCAAUGAUCAGGAGCUCCAGGGAACUGCUCAAUCCGUCAAGUCAAAACUUCAGAGCAGCAGCGCGUGCCACGUAAAAGAAGCAGAAGCAGAGGCAGACACCGUGAGCUCGGAUGCUGCAAGUGGCAAUACUGUGCCACCGCCGCCACCUCCUCCUCCUCCGCCGCCAGUGGUAAAACAACAGCAGAGCGUGCAGACAACCUGUGGUCCGGCUGUCCCCCCACCGCCGCCGCCGCCGCCGCCGCCGCCACUGCUAGUACCACAACAACAGAAUGUUCAAAAGAGCAGCGGUCCAGUCCGCCCGCCGCCGCCCGCGGCGCCGGGUCUGUUCAGGCAGAGCGCACCAGUCGGGAGGAACGGCGUGCCGUUGCCCAAGCUAAAGCCGCUGCACUGGGACAAGGUGCGCGCCGCGCCCAACCGGCGGAUGGUGUGGGAUAGGAUCCGAUCCAGCUCGUUCGAAUUGGACGAACAGAUGAUCGAGUCGCUGUUCGGUUACAACGCCGCGAGGAGCUCAAUGAAGCACGAGGAGGCCCAGAGUCGGAGCCCCUCGCUCGGCCACCACGUCCUGGACCCCAAGAGGCUGCAGAACAUCACCAUCCUAAUGAAGGCCUUGAACGCCGCCGCCGAGCAAAUCUACGCCGCUCUGCUGCAGGGGAACGGCUUGUCGGUGCAGCAGCUGGAGGCACUGAUGAAGAUGGCGCCGACCAAGGACGAGGUCGACAAGCUCUCGAGCUACGACGGCGACGUCGGCAGCCUGGUCCCGGCCGAAAGGCUCCUCAAGGUGUUGCUCACGAUACCGUGCGCAUUCGUGCGCGUCGAGGCCAUGCUGUACCGGGAGACCUUCACCGACGAAGUCGGCCACAUCAGGAAGUCGUUUGCGAUGCUGGAGGAUGCGUGCACGGAGCUGAUGUCAAGCAAGCUGUUCCUGAAGCUGCUGGAGGCCGUGCUGAAGACCGGGAACCGCAUGAACGUCGGGACGGCGCGAGGCGGCGCCAUGGCGUUCAAGCUCGACGCGCUGCUCAAGCUCGCCGACGUCAAGGGCACCGACGGGAAGACCACGCUGCUGCACUUCGUGGUCCAAGAAAUGAUCCGGUCGCAGAGGCCACCUAUGCGCACGGCGGAGGGGGACCUCGUCGCCGGGCUCGCAGCCGAGCUCACCAACGUCAAGAAGACAGCGACCGUCGACCUGGACGUGCUCACCUCCUCGGUGUCUAGCCUGUCGCACGGCCUGUCCCGGAUCAAGGAGCUAGUAGGGAAGAACCUAUCCGGCGACGAGAGGAGCCAGUGCUUCGUUGCAUUGAUGGCCCCGUUUGUCAGCCAAGCCGAGGAGGUGAUCCGGGAGCUGGAGGACGGCGAGCGCCGGGUUCUGGCGCACGUCAGGGCCAUCACCGAAUACUACCACGGCGACGUCGGCAGGGACGAGGCGAGCCCCCUCAGGAUCUUCGUCAUUGUCAGGGACUUCUUAGGGGUGCUGGAGAGGGUGUGCAAAGAGGUGAGGGGAGCCAAGAAUUGCCAUGGAUCAAAUCCUGUCCUGAAUAAUGUAUGACCGAUACUGCAAAACGGGGGAAAGAACAACAUUGUAAUUCUUGGUUUUGCGUUGUUCUUGAUCUUGUGAGGCUAGGAAUGAAUUCGUUGUAGAUCAGAAACAUGUCUGAAUGUCUCUCCUUCCUUUUUACGUGCAUUCGCGUCCAACAUAGGCUU
Messenger RNA from Phragmites australis (common reed), 3714 nucleotides. RefSeq names its product formin-like protein 2. Gene Ontology annotation, biological process: actin nucleation; actin cytoskeleton organization. The record is from RefSeq and is a predicted model, not a curated record. Gene Ontology annotation, molecular function: actin filament binding. The transcript is spliced from 4 exons. Bases 1082 to 3559 code for a protein of 825 amino acids. Lineage: Eukaryota; Viridiplantae; Streptophyta; Magnoliopsida; Poales; Poaceae.